Chrysochloris asiatica (Cape golden mole) is the source of this 731-nucleotide messenger RNA. RefSeq names its product proline rich 3 (gene PRR3). The transcript is spliced from 4 exons. Bases 158 to 709 code for a protein of 183 amino acids. The record is from RefSeq and is a predicted model, not a curated record. Gene Ontology annotation, molecular function: RNA binding; metal ion binding. Lineage: Eukaryota; Metazoa; Chordata; Mammalia; Afrosoricida; Chrysochloridae.
AGCAAAGGAUUCCCCCCACCCACCCAGCUUUCCGGAAGUGAAAUGGCGGGAGUCUCAGCUUCACUGUCCACAGCCCCCCCGGAAGCGGAAACAGAAUCCCAACCUGCCCCUUCCUCAUUGCCCUCCAAAUCCCUGUGUAGCCAUUGCUGCAGCCACGAUGCCGAAACGAAAGAAGCAGAAUCAGCAGCACCAGCCUCCACCGCCGCAGCCCCCAUUGCCAGAGCGUGAAGAGACUGGAGAUGAGGACGACGGGAGUUCCAUCGGACCACCCAGCCUUCUGGGUACUCCCCCCAUGGCCAAUGGAAAGCCUGGUGACCCCAAGUCAGCUCUUCACAGAGGUCCUCCAGGAUCAAGUGGACCAUUGAUUCCACCACUGUUGAGUCUCCCACCUCCUCCCCGGGGUAGAGGCCCAAUGCGAAGAGGCCUAGGUCCCAGGUUCGGCCCAUAUGGUCGUGGUUGGUGGGGCAUCAAUGCUGAACCUCCUUUUCCAGGACCAGGUCAUGGGUCCCCCCACAAAGAGCAGAGAAACCCUCGAAGGCUCAAAAGCUGGUCUCUCAUCAAAAACACCUGUCCUCCUAAGGAUGGACCCCAGGUUAUGGAAGACAAAUCCAACCGUCCCGUCUGCCGACACUUUGCCAAAAAGGGCCACUGUCGAUACGAAGACUUCUGUGCCUUCUACCACCCAGGCGUGAAUGGCCCUCCUCUGUGAGACUGUGCCUUCCCAUCCAGGC